AUGGAAAGGUACAGAAACAAGAUAGGACUUGCUCAGGCAAUUUCAAAUGUUUCCAACAAGAUCUGGGCUUUUAUAGAUGCGGUAUUUGAGGUAACUGUUAUGUACAAUAUGGUGCAACAAUUAUCACUAAGAUUGUUUCAUACUGAAUCGCAUGUGGAGUUUGUCCUAACAUUGAUAUACGCAAAAUGUGAUGCAAUUGAGAGGAUAGAAUUGUGGGAUUCAUUAUAUGAAAUGGCAAGGAAUAUGGAUCAAGCAUGGCUUGUAGGAGGUGAUUUCAAUGUAAUAUGGGACGAAGAAGAGAAGUUUGGUGGGUUACCUGUGUCAUUGAAUGAAAUUGAUGAUUUUCGACACUGCAUCAACACUUGCAAUCUAUUCGACCUUGGAUUUAAAGGCAGCAUAUUUACAUGGUGGAAUGGGAGAGCAGAGGAAGACUGUAUAUUCAAAAGACUAGACAGAUGUUUGGCCAAUGUUGAGUUCCAACAAAUAUUUCCAGGAAUAGAGGUGCAACAUUUGUCAAAGACUGGCUCUGAUCAAAGUCCAAUUGCAAAUCCUUUUAUUCUUUUUAAUCACAAGUUAAAAAAAGUAAAGAAGGCCCUUUCAUUGUGGAGUAAGGCUACAUUUGGAGAUAUUUUCCAAAAGAUAGCAAGUAUGGAAGAGGUAGUGAUGGUUCAUGAAGCAGAAUUUGAAGCAAACCCUACAGGGAUGAACAGGGAAACAUUAAAAAAGGUUCAGGCAGAAUUGAUCAAAUGUCUGGCACUAGAGGAGAAAUAUUGGCAACAAAAGGCAGGCAUGACUUGGUUCAAGGAAGGGGAUAGGAAUACUAAGUUCUUCCACGCACAACUGAGAGGUAGGAGGAAGAGACUUCAACUUAACAGAAUUCAAAACAGUGGAGGAACCUGGAUUGAAGAAGAACAAGAGAUUGCAGAAGAGGCUAUCAAAUUCUACAAGGAACAAUUCACAGAAGCAGCUAAUAAUGCAUCAUUUGAUAUCGUAGAUCAUGUUCCUAAUCUGAUUAACGAUGAGCAGAAUGCAUAA
Molecule: messenger RNA, 1035 nt
Organism: Nicotiana tabacum (common tobacco)
Lineage: Eukaryota; Viridiplantae; Streptophyta; Magnoliopsida; Solanales; Solanaceae
Source: RefSeq, a predicted model, not a curated record